UAGUGUUUUGACUGGUGCACAGUUAGAGAAGAGAAGAGUAAAACUCAUCCCCUGCUCCAUCAGCAGCAGCGCGCGCUGAGAGCGACACAACAGGAACAGCGCAGUUGCUCAACCCCUGCAUGAGCUGCGGAGCCGCUCCAGCUGUGUCUCUGGGAAUCGAUGGAUUUAUAACAGACUGGAUAGUCACUUUUGAGUAUGGUCUCUCCGAGGGGUUAAGGGAAACAUGGGAAUACAAUUAAGAUUGUUUUGUCUGCUCGUGUGUUGCGAACUUUCGACAGUUUGCGCGUCCAGGCGCCACUUCAGGUUUGGGAAUAAGAGCCACUCUCGCUCCUAUAAUAACGCACUGAGGAGCCCACGGUCACUUCAGCCUCCCGGGGAAGUCUUUAAUAAAGUGGACAUAGAUCGUGCGCAAUGGUUAGACGGUUUGGCAUUAAACGUGUCCAGGACGUUUGGGGGAAAUGGCUUAGUAGAUGUCAGGACGGACAUUAAGACUGGAACACUUGACUCCAGCCUGUCCUGGAUACACACACUCGAAGGAAAGCACAUGGAAGACCCUGGUGUGUAUCAGCGACCCAGGAGAGCUGCGAGGACAAAUCAAAGUGAACCAGGAUCAAUCUCUGAGAAAUUAGAAAGCCUGCUUAAACCUUCAGCUCAGAAGCUGCCCACAGAUGUGCCGACUGUUUCCACUCCACAUCAGGCUGCGUUCACUACCCCUGAGGAGGACUACUGGGAGGACAGCACUCCGAUCGGCCCCAUUCACACCCGGCCCAGAGGUCCUGGGCUUCCGAACCCCUUUAAACCAGUCACAGGGGAAUCAUACGCUGCAUAUGCGAUCAUAUUAGUGUCUGUAAUCAUGUUCACAGCAGGGAUAAUCGGCAAUAUCGCAAUCAUGUGCGCCGUGUGUCAUAAUUACUACAUGCGCAGCGUCUCAAACUCACUGCUUGCCAAUUUGGCCCUGUGGGAUUUCCUCAUUACCUUCUUCUGCUUACCAUUAGUGAUAUUCCACCAGCUCACGAAGGACUGGCUGCUUGGAGAGUUUUCCUGUAAGAUUAUACCCUACUUUGAGGUGGCUUCCUUAGGAGUGACUACUUUUAGCCUUUGUGCUUUGUGUAUCGACCGUUUCCGAGCCGCAUCCAAUGUGCAGAUGUACUAUGAGACGAUUGAGAACUGUGCCUCCACUGCAGCCAAGCUGGUUGUGAUCUGGCUGGGUGCUCUGUUGCUGGCACUGCCCGAGCUGCUAAUCCACCAGCUGGUAACAGAGGAGAGAGAGGUGCCUGCUGAGGAGCUCCCUGGGGUGGCGAAUGAUAUGCUUCCCAGUGAGCGCUGUAUAAUCCGCAUCUCCACAACACUCCCUGACUCCCUUUAUGUGCUGGGACUUACUUAUGAUGGAGCCCGUUUAUGGUGGCACUUUGGCUGUUACUUCUGCCUGCCCACUAUUUUCACCAUUAUCAGCUCUGUGGUAACAGCACGAAAGAUGCGCCAGGUUGAGAGGACAAGUGUUCGAGGGCAGCGUGAGCAGAUCCACCUGGAGAGACGGAUGAACUGUACAGUCGUGGCUCUGGCCAUCCUGUAUGGGUUUUGUGUGAUCCCGGAGAACAUCUACAACGUUGUGUCGGCACACAUGGCUGUAGGAAUGCCACGCCACACUCUGGAUGUCCUACACCUGCUUAGUCAGAUGCUGCUGUUCUGCAAGUGUGCGGUGACACCUGUGCUGCUGCUAGCGCUUUGUCAGCCUUUCAGCAAAGCCUUUCUGCGCUGUUGCUGCUGCUGCCUGGAGGAAUGUGGCCCGCCAAAGCUCUCUAAUGGGACUAGUGAUGACAACGAGAAUGAGGCCACUACUGAGCUGGAGCUCUCACCCUAUAGCACAGUGCACAGGGAGGCAGCUAACUAUACUGUGAGCACACACUGCUAGGAGACUUGAACCUGUACACUUUAUACUACAUCAUACCCAAAGGAUACAACCAAUGCCAUGUUCUACACUGUCACAUCCUACCACACUUUUAUAAAGGGCUCAGACUUAUUGAACAGACCACUGUUAUAUGCCGUCUUACUUUGGGUUAUAACUAACCUGGCAUAUUUUAGGAGAUGCUUGGCAACAUAAAGACUACAUAAAGCAAUUGACAGUAAUAUAGGGCAGACUUUCUUAGAGUGGUAGCUGCUCGAUACUGUUUUACAGAAGAAAACCAUGAGCAAUUAACGAUAGUUUAAACAGAGUUCAUAGGGAUUAUGAAUUAACUUUUUUUUGCACAACUGUCUUAUACCUACGGUACAUGUUGAAAGUUUACAUCUUUAAUUUCUUGCAAACACAAUAUAGUAUUUUUAAGUCUCAUGGACAGUAAUGUUAAAAUAGCUGGUAGUUAAUAUGUUGUUGGGUAAUGGGAAAUGAUUCAUAUGAAUCAGUUAAAAGUUAAACCUAGCUGCCUUGCUAUGUAAGCAUUAUGUUCUUUCUGUAUUUAGUAGCAGGAAAAACUGCAUCACUUCAGCUGACACUGUAAAAUAAAGACUGCUAUU
Messenger RNA from Neoarius graeffei (lesser salmon catfish), 2511 nucleotides. It is a transcript of the gene gpr37a, whose product is annotated as G protein-coupled receptor 37a. The transcript has 2 exons. Lineage: Eukaryota; Metazoa; Chordata; Actinopteri; Siluriformes; Ariidae. Gene Ontology annotation, cellular component: plasma membrane; signaling receptor complex. The coding region runs from base 224 to 1912 and encodes 562 amino acids. Gene Ontology annotation, biological process: positive regulation of MAPK cascade; adenylate cyclase-inhibiting G protein-coupled receptor signaling pathway. The record is from RefSeq and is a predicted model, not a curated record. Gene Ontology annotation, molecular function: prosaposin receptor activity; G protein-coupled peptide receptor activity.